ACAACUGGCCGCAAUGCUAGACACUUGACAGUUGUAACCCACUCGCAAUCGGAUUCGUAUUUACAUUUCCAUUUGACCAACAGACGAAUGGAUUUCCUCAGUUGCAUAAGCAACAAACGAAGUCAUGAGCAAGAGCAACAGCAAACUCACUUUUAAGCGUCACUCCAAGAGCAAUCCCGUCGACUAUGAGCGUUUGCAGCUGUCAGCUGCAGAUCCGAGUACAACAGCAGCAGCAGCAGCAACGGCAGCAGCAGCACCAACUUUUGCUCAAAUGGACAAAAUGCAGCUGAAGUUGAGUGCCAGCAAAAUAAAGCUGCAAGGAGCAGGCGCACAGGUGAAACAGUUCGAGCAGGUGCAACAGGUGCAGCAGGUGGAGCAGCAGCUAAUGCUGCUGGAGCUGGAUGCACUGCGUCGCAAGUCAGCCCCACAGCUGCUCAGCUUCAGCAUAGCACCUGUUCAGUUACCUGGCCAGUCUGCUAGCCAGGCAGUGCCACGUCUGCCUGCCUACGAAUCGAGCAAGUGCAUCCGACGUUCGCGCACUGAGCUGCUGGUCACGGAUAGCAACAGUGAUCCGAGCAGCAGCAGCUUAACGAGUUCCACUUCACCUGAAUCCUUGUUGGACAACAUUUUGAGUGAGGCUUCGGCGGUAUCUGUGCCAAGCACCAGCAGCGCAAGUGACAUAACUGUGGCACCACCACCUCCACCACCGCCUCCUCCUCCACCUUUACCUCCGCCUCCUUCUGUUCUACAUGCUUCGUCAGUUCAUCAGCUAAGAACUCCCAUGGUUCCGCCCCAGCCCAAGCGCCUACUUAGCCUUAAGUCUUCGCCAGAGCUACGCGUCUCACCACCCACACCUGAUCUGGAGGUGAACAGCUUGCUGCCUCCAAUAGCUGCUGUCGGUGAUUACUAUGACACCGCCUCGCAAGUCUCUCGCAGCUAUACACCCUCUCCCGCUGGUACGCCUCAAAUAUCGCCCUCGUCCAGCGUAAAUCUGCCUGCUCCAGCAACCAACUACGUCAACAUCAUUUAUCCAGAGGAACUGAAAUGCGCCAUCUGCAUGGAUGUCUACACGGAUCCACGUACUCUGCACUGCCUGCACUCCUUUUGCCUGCAGUGCUUGGUGAAUGCGAAUCUUCGAGAGGAGGCACUGUGGGAGGAGCGCUGCAGCUUUAGCCUGCUUCCCUCCACGUCGGACACGGCUAGCGAACUGGCCACCAUCUCACCAGCGAGGCAGCGCGGCAGCAAAAAGUCCUUGGAUCGUUUGGCAUUGAGGGGCAAGCGUUCGACUUCCGCCUGUUCCUCCAGCAUGCGCUUGAACAACAGCUUCGCGAGCGAUCCGGAAGCUGUACGUUGUCUACGUUGCCACAGCUGUCAGUUCAUCACAGAGCUGCCUGCUCUGGGUGGAGUGCGACAACUGCCACAGAACUUUCUGCUGGUGCGACGCAUUGAGGCACUGCGUCUGCAAGCGGGCGAGGAUGUCAUCUCGAAAGUCUGGUGCUCACUGUGCAGCGAGGAAAUUAGUGCCACCUAUCACUGCAUCAGCUGCACUCUCAAUCUCUGCUCGCUGUGCAAGGAAGCUCACGAGCGUCAGCGCAGCACCUCGAAUCAUCGCAUGCGGAACAUACUCGAGCUGCGACGGGCACGCAAGCAGAAGCAACAACAAUUGGGCUUGGGGGACAGCAGCCAGGUGCUGCUCAAGUGUGGACUGCAUGGCUUCGAGCUAAAGUCCUACUGCAUACCCUGCCAGCAGCUCGCUUGUCCCGAUUGCUUGGUGCUGCAGCAUCGUAACCAUCGCCACGAGACGGUGGCCAAGGCCAUGACUCAACUGCAGGUGUCCAAGAAGCUAAGCGAUGCCACGGAACAGACGCGUCCGCUUUGCCAAUAUGCAGAGCACUCGAUCGAACGACUGCGCGAGAUAACGCGCAGCAUCAAUGCUAGAUGCGACGACAUUCAGGCCCAGGUGGAGAGCUAUAUGAAUCGCUACUUUGAAGCCCUGCAGGCCCAUCGCAACACGCUGCUGCAGCAGGUCAAUCGAGCCAGGGAGUCCAAGGUGGAGCUCAUCAUCAAUCAGCAACUGGAAUUGGAGAAACGCACGCAACAGGCGAUGGAUGCGAUACGCUUUGGCCAGGAGCUUUCCGACAUUGGAGCCGAUGUUGAGAUACUAAGUUUUGCACGCAUUCUACUAAAACGUUUCGAGUACUGUCAACAGUUUAAGCCGCCCGUCGAUCCCAAGAUUUCCGAUUCGCUGCAUUUUCUAUCAAAAAUCCGCGCGCCUGGCACUAAGGAACAGCAUGAUAUACCUCUGUACGGCAUAAUUACGAUGCAAACGGUCGAACCUUCGCUGUGCGCCCUUCAAUGGGAGGGUUUUUCGCAGCUGCGCCUGCAUAGGAAGGUGGACCUGCAACUGCUCACACGCGAUGCAGAUGGAGUGGCGCUGUGCCAUGGCGGAUUGGAGAUCAAUUGCAUGAUUAAGUACAAGGAUGCGAAUGUGAAGUAUUUGCCCAUCGAGGUGUCCGAUCAUCGCGAUGGCACCUACAGCAUCUCCUUCACGCCCGACACACAGGGCACCUUAAUCCUGAUGAUCUCUAUCAAUGAUCGGCCCAUAAAGGGUAGUCCCUAUACCUUUCACUCGCGUCAAGUGCGUCCUCAUAAUGGAAUCUAUCACUGUUGUGCUUUCUGCUCCGGCAAAGGCAACAAGAGUGUUAAAUGCUCCUGCGAAGGACGCAUGCCCGGCUACAGCGGCUGCGGACAUGGCCACGCAGGUCAUCCUGGACGCCGGCAUUGGUCGUGCUGUGGCAAUGUCCUGGAGAACUCCGAAUGCAGCGUAGCCAACAAGCUGCUGAAUCCCUAGAAUACCGUGUCCGCA
This is a messenger RNA of Drosophila hydei, 2866 nucleotides long. Its product is annotated as tripartite motif-containing protein 45. Gene Ontology annotation, cellular component: nucleoplasm; chromatin. NCBI's taxonomy places the organism in Eukaryota, Metazoa, Arthropoda, Insecta, Diptera, Drosophilidae. Gene Ontology annotation, molecular function: ubiquitin-protein transferase activity; protein binding; zinc ion binding. Gene Ontology annotation, biological process: positive regulation of DNA-templated transcription. The record is from RefSeq and is a predicted model, not a curated record. The coding region runs from base 125 to 2851 and encodes 908 amino acids. The transcript is spliced from 7 exons.